Neocloeon triangulifer is the source of this 6001-nucleotide messenger RNA. RefSeq names its product ankyrin repeat and fibronectin type-III domain-containing protein 1 (gene wake). Gene Ontology annotation, cellular component: spindle. NCBI's taxonomy places the organism in Eukaryota, Metazoa, Arthropoda, Insecta, Ephemeroptera, Baetidae. Gene Ontology annotation, molecular function: protein binding. The record is from RefSeq and is a predicted model, not a curated record. The transcript has 20 exons. Gene Ontology annotation, biological process: signal transduction; regulation of establishment of bipolar cell polarity; establishment of mitotic spindle orientation. The coding region runs from base 41 to 4255 and encodes 1404 amino acids.
AUCACGAUUCGGUCGGUGCCCAAGGCGGACCGCGAGUGAUAUGAGUUCCAAUGACGACAAGGGCAAGCAGAGUGGUUUGUCCAUGGAUAGGGCCGCCUUCCUCCUGCUCAGGGUCAAGAAGGCCUUCAAGAAGAAGAAGAGCUCCAGGAAGGACAAAAGUCCCGUGGCAGCAGCCGCGGCCGCCGCCAUCGCGAGCAGCGCGGGGAUCGCGGCGACGGCCGACGGGGGCGACGCGGGGGCCAAAAGCAAACCGCCCCUGCUGCGGUCGCGGACCCUGCCCGCCAUCAUAGUGCCCGGCAUCAGCAUCCUGCAGGCGCAGAUCGAGGCCCGAUACAACAAAGGAGAGGGCUCGGCGACGCCGCCGCAGCAGAAAUCCAAGUCCAUUUUGAGGCUGCAGCCGCCCAAGAUUUCUUUUACAGACGACGAAAACGUGUCCACCGAGUGGAGCAACAAACCGCGGCUGUCGUCGCCGGAGCCGCGCGUGCCGUCGAGCCUGCGACUGGCGGUGCCGCAGUCGCGCUUCUUCCUGACGGCGCCGUCGUCGGGGGGCGGCGGCGGCGGCGGCGCGGCGCCGCAGCCCACGGCCCUCUACCGCCUGUCGCGCCUCCUCAACCAGCGCGGCAGCACCUCGAGCGCUUCCAGCGACGCCCGCAACAACAACCACCUCUCGGCCGGCGACCACGAAAAGCCGCGCAGACUCAGCUGGGAAAGGCGCGACGUGAGUUUGAUGUCGUGCGGGCGGCUGCAGCGGUCGUCGUCGAUCGACAGCGUGGUGGAGGCGGCGUGGGGCGGCGACUCGUCGCCGUCGGGGCCGCUGUCGCCGUCGGCGUCGCCGUGCAGCAGCCACAGCGGCCCGGCCGCGUGCAGACACCGGGCGCCGUCGCCGCUCAUGAUGGCCCCGCCGCGACUCUUGCUUCUCUCGCCAUCUGUCGGACGAAGAACCAAGUUCGACGCCCUCAACGCUGCAGAGCGGCCGCGCACCGGCAUGGAGUUGCUGGUGGACGGACUGGCCCUUUCCAAGGUGGGCAAGAAGCGCCUCGACAAGCUCAACCGCAUCAACAUCCACCUCCACGCCCUUUACGGCGCCAUUGAGAAUGGCCAAGUGGACAAGGCGAGGACAAUUCUCGAGUCCACGGACAUCGACGUCAACAACAUCAGCAACGACGGUUUGUCGCCGCUGGACGUGGCCGUCCUUUUCAACAGCCGGCCCAUGACCAAAAUGCUGAUGGCCUUCGGCGCCCAGGAAGGAGGACUUUAUGAGACGAGGGAGAGUUUGGGCGAGCACUUGGAAAAGCUGGUGAGGGACGCGGAGGCGCGUCUGCAGGAAAUGGCGACCGCGGCGCCGGCCGCCGAGGCAGGAAACGAGACUCAGGGCGUGGGCGGCGCCUCGGAGAAGCAGCGGGCCCUGUGGGAGCGCAGGGUGCGCGGCCUCAAGAAAAUGCUGCUCGGCUUCGAGCAAUCUCGUCCGCCGGACGAGCCGUCCAUGGUGGCCGUGGACGUCACAGGGACCACCUCGGUCAACGUCAGGUUCCAGGAGCCCGACUUCCAGGACAUCAGCAUUUGCACCAAAUUCAAAUUGCAAUGGAGUACGAGCUCAGAUUUCAGCCUACUGGCGGGCGAGAAAAUCAUCAAGGACGCCAGGGCGGUGGAGGAGCAGGUGACCGACCUUCUUCAGGGUCGCCGCUACUUCUUCAGGGUCUUCUGCGGAAACAUCUUCGGCUACGGGCCUUCCAGGUGCUCGGUGCCCCUCUCGGUCAUUCCGUCCAGCUGGAGGGAUUCGGAGUUGCGGAAGCCGCGCUACACCGGCAGGGUGCACGCCCUGGACGACCUUUUCGUGCAGACCAAGUCGGCGCGUCCUGAGAGCGCUUCCGAACUCAGGGCCAUCGAGAACUCGCCCGGAGAGACGCCGAUUCCGCAGCGGAAGAACCAGAGAAAGUCCAAGACCAUCAAGCAACUGUUCACCGCCGCCUCCAAAUUCCAGAAGAACCUGAAGAGGGGCGUGUACCUGGCCUGCCUGCUGUACUUCGAGGACAGGGUGCUGGUGACCAACGAGGACUUUCUGCCGGUCAUCGAGGUCGACGAGACCUACCCCAGUUGCAUCCACCCUGAUUUCCACUGGCUGAUGAAGGUGGCGUGCACCUGGGACGACGUCAAGUCCCUGAAGCAGGACAUGGAGAAAAGUCUGAGCUCGUCGGCCGUGCACUUCAGGGUCAAGCUGCUGCAGGCCGCUAGUCAAAUGCAGACUGCCCUGAGCAUGCAGGACCUGGGACACCUUCACCCGAAGCCUCUGCGCGAUUCUGACGGCACCUUGGUCCUCUGCACAGUGGCCAACGUCAGGUCGCCCAAGAGCGUUUCGGUGCUGAACGCCAGGUGGCUGUCCCUGAGCAAGAUCCAGAGAAGACUUCCCACCGCCCAGAGCACCCCUGACGAAGCCCCUGCCGCAGGUGACACCCUCAUGGCCUCCAUUCCUGAAAUCAUCCAGUACAACCAGUUGAGCGGCACCAAACUGGGCAGGGGUCUCUACCUGGGCUACCUGAAGCUGAGGAGCUCAGUCGACCUGAUCCAGAUUUUGGUUUCCAACCGGGCGCCCAACGUUUUGCCGCACUGCAAGGUCCGGGACAAUCCACACGUUUGCUCAGAGGAGUGGGAGUGGCUGAGGAGUUUGAGCGCCCGCCAUAAAAAGGACAGGGAGGAUAACGACGAAGACACAGAGGGAAAGACUGAGCUGGACAAUGGGGAGGAAGAGGAGCCUUCGGAGCAGCAGAAGGCGUUUGUGAGGCUCGUGGCCGCCACGUCCAAGCGCCUCCUCAACUACAUGGAGGUGUCCCCUGAGGACGUUCUCAGCCACAGACUUUACGAAGCGGAAGUGAUCGAGGUGUCCUCGGACGUGUCCUUUAUCGUGAUGGUCCCUUCUGCGGAGGCGGUUUGCGCCGUCCCCGGCACCAAGGACAAGGAGGACCCUCUGCUGCGGAGGGAGGACCUGCUGCUGCUGCCGGUGCAGGCCUUCGAGAUGGCCCACCUGAGCACCUACCAAAGAGACCUGAUGAACCGCUACGCGCGCCUCAGCUCCAUCCUCGAGACGGACACCACCCUGGCCCAGCACACUCACCGAGAGGCCUUUUCGACGGCAGAGAUCAACUCGGCCAAGGAGCGGCUGAACAAGUUGCAGGAGCUGCAGACCAGGGUGAACGCCACCUGGAAGGGCGCCAGGUGGAUCAUGGACCUGCUGACCUUUGCCAGGGACAGGAACAACCUGGGUGGGGUGCCCAUGAAGGCGCUGCUGCCCACCAUGCUCAACUCGCCCGGCUCAAACAGGAGCACGCAACACAACUUGCAGCCGCCCUCCCACCCCACCGGCAGCAGAGGCUCUUGGCCCCCACCACCGGUCCUCCUAGCUCCGCGCGGAGGUGAGCACAUGAGCCGCAGCGAGCAGCACCUGCACCACUCGAAGCGCGACGACGGCCUUCUGCGGACGUCGGCCUCGAGUCCGCCGGCGGCCAACGGCGCCCUCUUCCCGCCGCCCAAGUCCACGUCGCCCAGCUCAGGGUCGGUGAGCUCAGGGUCGUCGCCAGGGCGGCUGCCCCCGUCCCGGUCGGACGACCAGCUGCACAAGAGCCGGCGCAAGUCGAGCGUGCCCUCGGCCAUGGCCAAGCUGCGGUCCAGCGGCCACAGCCAGAGCGACUCGACCCUGCCGCAGCAGGCCAGCGGCCGCCGCACCUCCUCGUCCGCCUCGUCCGUCUCCUCGGGCUCGGGCCUCCUCAGCACCCCGCGCUCCUCGCUGGUGCCGCCGCCCGCCCCCGCCGCCGCCUCCGCCGCCUCCCUCCAGUCCUCGUCCGCCGAGGAGGACGCCAAGUCCGAGCACGACCUCGAGUCCGACGCGGAACUUUCGCAGCCCAUCCCAAACGCAGCCAUCCUCCAGGUGUUCACGGCGUACGAGACGGGUCUGGCGAGCGGGACGAGUCUGAAGCUGCACGUGACGGCGCGGACGACGGCGCGCGAGGUCGUCGACCUGGUGGUGCGUCAGCUGAACAUGGCGGUGGUGCUGAAGGGGCGGUCGGGGCCCGUGUACGGCAGCGAGCAGCUCAAGCAGUUCUGCCUGGUGGCGGUGAUCGGGGCGCGCGAACGCUGCCUGCGCGACGACUUCCGCCCCCUCGCCCUGCAGAACCCCUGGCGCAAGGGUCGCCUCUACGUGCGCAUGAAGCACGACGUGCUCGCGGCCAUCGAGCAGAGUUCGCGCCACUCCGCCUACCUCUGACUCGGAAGGAAACCUGCUUUAUUUCCAUCGCCAAAUCAAAAUUUUCAUAUUAAAAGGAAAACCUGUUACUCUAUUCGUGUUAGGAAUAAAAAUAGAUGGCCUAUCUUAUAAAUUGUAAAGCAGCGGCACACUUUUGAAAAGUCUCAAUUCUGAAUCAGUAAUUUCAGUUGAAACGAAUCUCUUUUUAAAAUCUUACUUUGACCAUAUAAAAAUUAAAUUAAAAAUUGUGAAAAACUUGUCCCUGGAGAUUAAUUUUGUAUCGGUUUUUGGCGAAAAAAGUCCAGGAAUCAAGAUUUCUCUUGGUAGUAGAAAAAGUACCUUUGUACAUUGUGGCGUAUUUUUUGUAAUACUUUUUAUAUUUCUUGCAAGAACAUGAAACUAACGCCAGUUGAUAGUAAAUUUAGUAAGCUUUCAAAACUCUCCAAGUUUGCUUGAAUUAAACAAUUUUUGGCGCCUAGGAUUUCAAUUGUUUAAACAGUGAGGUCAAUUUUUGUAAUUUUUUACUGGUUUUUCAGCUCUAGCUCAUCUGGAAAACAUUUCAGAGAAAAUUGAUUCUUGCAAAACCUGUAGAAAAUUUGAUUUUGCGCACAUUUUAUAUUCAACAUUUUCCUCUAAAAUGUUUUCCACGAGAGCUGAGGUUUAAAAAAUAAUUAAAAAAUGACCAAAAAUUGGCCAUUGUUGAAACAAUUGAAAUUUUAGGCACCAAAAUCGUCUAAUUUAAGAAAAAUGGUGAGCGUUUUAAGGCUUAAUAAAUUCCCUAUCGAUUGAUGUUGGUCUCAUGUUUGGGCAAAUUAAUAUAAAAAUUGAAAUACGCCAUUUUUUAAAGACACUUUUUGACCUGCAUAGAUUAUAUAUCUUUGGAAAUCUUAAUCUCAGAAAAUGUGUCUCAAUAGAUCCUGGACUAAAGAAAAACAUCUGUUAUUUUUAAGGAAACUUCACAAGCUCCGCUCAAUUUUGGGAAUUUUUCACCUCAAAUAAGCAAGGAAUCGGAAAGAUCCGUCACGAUCUCCGGGAAUUUUGAUUUUUUUUUAUCAAAUCAGAAUCGUACUUUGCGAAAGUGUGCUUGCCCUUGAAUUACUGCUGAUAAUUAUUCCAACUGCUGUUAACUAGAUGUGUGUGUACAUCUCAAAACACAAUCGAACAAGGUAAUCGUCCUUUGUAAACGCCCACGUUUGCUGUUUUGCCCGCCAAAAGAAUGUGAAUUGAACAAAAAGGGAGCUCGGAAUUGCUCUGCCGCGCGCCUGAGCCAACCUGAAAAAAAACGCGGCCAGAACUUUUGGGACCUCCCUUGCCACUACUUACGAUGUUUCUCAAUGGGCUUGUUGAAGGAAGAUGUGAUUUGGAUUAUCUAGAUUUAAGAGAGUAUAAAUGUUUAUAUAUAUAUAUUGUUGUUCCUACAUGAGACUUGUAAAUAUACAAAUUGAGGAAAAAUCAUCAACGGCUGAAACAAACAAACGACAUCUCAUUAGGGUGUAAGCGCGAGAUUUAGCAAAAGAGAGUUAUUUUUAAGAGGCCCCCAUAUAUGAGCUUAUUUUAGAUCUGCCCUGAGAGAGUUGAUUUCUGAAAGGGAAGCAAACACCAAGUUUACAGAAAAGACACACGUGUACUCAAAAAUUAAUAAUUUAUUUCCCCGACGUUCAAUGUGAUGUUGCAACAAAAAGUGACAAAAGAAGAAGAAAUUGUGUCUGUGUAUCAAUGUUGUUGUUGCAGGAGCUCUCAGAUGAAAUAAAAUAAAUUUGAUUUCGA